AUGGAUUAUCAUAAUCAACAGACAACAACAAAUCUUAAUUCAACUGGUCCAGUUAAUCCAGAAACAGGUAUUACACCUGACGAUCAAAUGAAUAUUAUUGUUGAUCCACAACUUGAACAAGCAUUGUUUGAAAUCGAACACUCAUCCAAUCAAUCAUUAUAUGAAUUGAAUAAUUUAUUUAAUGAAGUUGAUAUGAAAAGAAAACGACGUGAAAUACCGGAAUAUUUAACAAGUAAACUUUGUUACGAUAUUAUGAGAGAUCCAGUUAUUACCCCCUUUGGUAUUACUUAUUGUCGAUCAUGUAUUGAAGAAAAUUUAUAUAAAGUUAGUCAUCUUGAUCCAAUAGCUAAUAAACCAUUAGUUGCGGAACAAUUAAUUAGUAAUCUUGUAGUCAAAGAAAUUGUGGAAAAAUUUAUUAAAGAAAAUGAAUGGGUCGAUGCAGAAUCUUUUUGA
Molecule: messenger RNA, 453 nt
Organism: Rotaria sordida
Lineage: Eukaryota; Metazoa; Rotifera; Eurotatoria; Philodinida; Philodinidae
Source: the annotation of a GenBank genome assembly